Molecule: messenger RNA, 591 nt
Organism: Symbiodinium necroappetens
Lineage: Eukaryota; Dinophyceae; Suessiales; Symbiodiniaceae
Source: the annotation of a GenBank genome assembly
GACAUGCUUGCUGCGCUGCAGUCCGACGACAGGGUAUCUGCCUUUCGCGACCUCGUUGUUGAUGACGAAGGGUUGGAGGCUCUGAUGUCCUUGCGAGCCACCACAGAGCGGCUCAUGCGCGUCCGUGCCUCGCUGGCGACUCUGGGUUUGGCUCAGGCCUCCGAGGUGGCCGAAGAGGAGCAGGCGGAAGUGGCAGAGGUGCAUGAAGCCGUGUCUGAUACCGCUGCCUCAGCCUGGGAGCGUCUGGAAGAGAGGCUCCAGGCCAAGGGGACCUUCAAGAACUCCGCCCUUGUUGCCACUGCGCAGCUUGCGCUGGACCUUCGCUUGAGCAACGAGCCGGUCCUCGAAUUCAGCGAGGAGGAGUUGGAGAGGGUCAUGGCGGCCACGGAUGAGCUGACUGCUGCAGUCAGCCAGAAGGUGGAGAAUGCUAUCGCCACACAGAAGGCCCUCUCCGAAGCAGAGCUGGGAGGCAGCACGGGCGCAGCGCUGGCAGGUAUCGGGCUGCAGCUGGAGUCUCCUUUCAGGCUGCUCUCUACCUACGAUCCGGCCCCUGAGUUCACGAACUUCGUGGGUAACUACGAGGCCUGCCUA